AUGUCCAGAGAACUGACCAAAGGGUUUCCCUUUCGCCAGAUGGUGAUUGUGUGUUUGAUCCGAUUUUCCGAACCCAUAGCCUUUACGUCCUUGUUUCCCUAUGUCUAUUUCAUGAUCCGAGACUUCAACAUCGUGGAUGACCCCACAGAAAUAUCAAAGUACACUGGCUACAUGGGAGCCUCUUUUGCAUUUGCCCAGUUCCUCUGCUGCAUCCACUGGGGCCGGCUUUCCGAUCGGAUUGGCCGAAAACCGGUGCUUCUCCUCGGCUUAUGCGGCACAAUGGUGUCGCUUUUGAUUUUCGGCUUUUCCACAAACUUCUACAUGGCCAUCACCGCCCGUUCGCUAAUGGGCGCUUUGAACGGAAACGUGCCUGUUUUGCAGACCAUGGUGGGCGAGUUGGUCACCGAGAGAAGGCACCAGUCAAUGGCGUUUUCGUGUCUUCCGCUUCUAUGGAACGUAGGCUGCGUUCUAGGUCCAGCUAUCGGCGGGUCCAAAUACUUGACAAGACCGAAAAUGACGUCAGAAGUGGACGCUUCCGGUGCCUACGACCGCUUUGUUUCGAAGCACCCGUACGCCAUGUCGAAUAUCGUCGUUGCAGGACUUUUGAUGUUUAGCUUCAUUGUUGGUUUUCUCUUUUUGGAGGAAACGCAGCCACAGGCGAAAAAGAAGCACGAUUACGGCUUGGCCAUCGGAGACUGGAUCCUCACUUCCAUUGGGUUGACGCCUCUGGCUCGUUCUGUGGCCAAGACUCUGAGAAACGAGCCCACAGAAACCACCCCAUUGAACCCCAGAGAUAUCUAUGAAUCCGUGGACGAUGACGUAAUUGACGACAACGACGACGACGAGUCCAUCAAUUCCGAUUACCAGCCUUUGACCAGAAGAUCGUCGCUUGCCAUUGUUCGUCGUUAUUCCAACAACUCGCUCGCCAGAACUACCACCAACCAAUCUGUCAUUGACGAAACAAAGAACAUUUUCAAAGCGUUUGCCGACAAGAACAUCCUCAGCAACAAGGUCCGUGGCACCAUUCUCGCCUAUUUCUGUGUCUCUUUCCACUGUCUUGUGCAUUCUGAGUUUUUGCCAGUAUUUCUAGCUGGUCGAUUCCAGCCAGAUCUGCUCCAGUUCCCAUGGCACAUGAAGGGCGGAUUAUCGUGGGAAACAAGCGACAUUGGCUUCUUGCUUUCCACCACGGGCUUUGCCGGCUGUUUUAUCAUCAUUGUCGUCUUCCCCAUGCUUGACAGGUUCAUGCGGAACAUCGAUGUUUUCCGCCUAGCAUCGCUUCUUUUCCCAUUUUGCUACUUUUUGCUUCCGUACCUAGUGUAUACCAAGCCUGAAGCUCUGAGCAGCUUUCCUUCUUGGUUCUCCACAGCAGGCAUCUACACCUGUGCCUCGGUGCAGACGUUUGCAGCUGCUCUCUCGUUUCCUCAGAUGGUGAUUUUGGUUUACCGUGCCACAACUCCCAAGCAUCGUGCUUUUGUCAAUGCCACCUCGAUCAGUGCCUCUGCUUUGGCCAGAUGUGUGGCGCCAUUGGUCUGGGGAGGUCUUAUGUCGUUUUUCGACAAAAGAGGCGUGGCUCAGGUUUCGUGGAAUAUCCUCACAGUGAUUGCCAUUUUGACGUCGGUGUUGGCGUUCCAAUUGGACGAGUACGAUGAGGAUUUGGACGAAAGCGAGGAGGUGUAA
This is a messenger RNA of Candidozyma duobushaemuli, 1677 nucleotides long. Its product is annotated as MFS transporter. The coding region runs from base 1 to 1677 and encodes 558 amino acids. The transcript has a single exon. NCBI's taxonomy places the organism in Eukaryota, Fungi, Ascomycota, Pichiomycetes, Serinales, Metschnikowiaceae. Gene Ontology annotation, biological process: transmembrane transport. Gene Ontology annotation, molecular function: transmembrane transporter activity. The record is from RefSeq and is a predicted model, not a curated record.